Molecule: messenger RNA, 1035 nt
Organism: Rangifer tarandus platyrhynchus (Svalbard reindeer)
Lineage: Eukaryota; Metazoa; Chordata; Mammalia; Artiodactyla; Cervidae
Source: the annotation of a GenBank genome assembly
AUGGUUGCCAGGUUUUCCUCCUUAGGCAUUCCCCACCACAGAUUUCCUCCAUUCUCUCCUGUUGGGCCGCCUCCCCAUCAGCAGCAGUCCUCAUCCUGGGAUUUCUCUCCAAUCCCCAUGGCUCCAGCAUCCAGCCACCGUGGACACCAGUGGAUCAGUGACCUUGUUCAAGGGUCCCGCCUGCUCCUGCUGCUGGUGGUGUCAAAUCCACUCUUGUGCCAGGGUGAGGACUAUGCACCGUACUGUAAAAACCAAACUGGCGAGUGCCGGAUUCCCCUUGAAAACCUGUUUGACACUGCAACCAUGGUGGCUAACUACAACCAAAGACUCGCCAGGGAAAUGUUCAAUGAAUUUGGUAAACAGUAUGGCCAGAGAAAAAACUUAACUCCCAUGAUCCUCAGCAGCUGCCACACUACAUCCAUCACCAUCCCUGAAAGCAAAGAAGAAGCUGAAAAUACAGAGGACAAAAUCCUUUUUAAGUUGGUACUCAGUUUGCUCCACUCGUGGGAUGAACCUCUGCAUCACCUAGUCACAGAGCUGCUGCGCUUGAAAGAAGCCUCACCUGAUCUCUUGUCAAGGGCUGCAGAGAUUGAGGAAAAGACCAAAGUACUUCUAGAAGGUGUGGAAGAGAUACAAAAAAGGAUUCAUCCUGAGAAGCAGGAGAAGGAGACCUCCUAUCCAGUGUGGUCAGAUAUCUCCUCCUUGAUGUCGGAAGAUGAUGAUGUGACCAAAGCUGCUUUUUAUAAAAUGUUCCACUGCCUAAACAGGGAUUCAAGCUUCAGCCAGUUCUCGGACUCCUUCCUCCUGGACCAGCCCAACUUCUGGUGCCGCGGGGCCGGCAAGGGCGCCGAGUCGGCGGGGGUCACGGCCACGGGCCGUUGGGGCGGCGGCGACCUGGCCAACGGGACCAGCCCCCAGACCACCCGCUUCCCCACCGCCGCCUGGGGGACAGCGGGCCCCCUCGGCAAUGGCAGCGGCGCGGACGGCGGCGAGGCGCCGCCCCUCCCAUCCCCCCCGGACCCGAUUUUCUUUUAG